Messenger RNA from Cavia porcellus (domestic guinea pig), 1144 nucleotides. RefSeq names its product ATPase H+ transporting V0 subunit c (gene Atp6v0c). The coding region runs from base 185 to 652 and encodes 155 amino acids. Gene Ontology annotation, biological process: proton transmembrane transport. The transcript has 3 exons. Gene Ontology annotation, cellular component: membrane; proton-transporting V-type ATPase, V0 domain. Gene Ontology annotation, molecular function: proton-transporting ATPase activity, rotational mechanism. Lineage: Eukaryota; Metazoa; Chordata; Mammalia; Rodentia; Caviidae. The record is from RefSeq and is a predicted model, not a curated record.
GGACCACUGCCGCCAUUUUGCUCUGCGGCGCUGGUAUUUAGAGCGCAGCAGCUGACGGGCUAGUUAGCCCUGUCUUUCGCUGCCGCCUACUUCUGCUAGCUUGCCUGCUUGCCCGCCUGCCUGCACGCUCUCCCUCCUCGUCCCGAAUUCGCAAGCCUCGCUUGACCCCGCCUCGUCUGCAGACAUGUCCGAGGCCAAAGCCAGCCCCGAAUAUGCUCCAUUUUUCGGCGUGAUAGGCGCCUCGUUCGCCAUGAUCUUUAGCGCCCUGGGUGCUGCCUAUGGCACAGCUAAGAGUGGCACCGGCAUCGCAGCCAUGUCCGUCAUGCGGCCCGAGCUGAUCAUGAAGUCCAUCAUUCCAGUGGUUAUGGCUGGUAUCAUCGCCAUCUACGGCCUGGUGGUGGCAGUCCUCAUCGCCAACUCUUUGAAUGAGGGCAUCACUCUGUACAGGAGUUUCCUCCAGCUGGGUGCAGGCCUGAGUGUGGGUCUCAGCGGCCUGGCAGCUGGAUUUGCAAUUGGCAUUGUGGGGGAUGCUGGUGUGCGGGGCACUGCCCAGCAGCCCCGACUUUUCGUGGGCAUGAUCCUGAUCCUCAUCUUCGCGGAGGUGCUUGGCCUCUACGGUCUCAUCGUGGCCCUCAUCCUCUCCACAAAGUAGCCUGUCAUGAGCCUACCACCCCCCAUUUCAGAAGGAACAGCCUGACACACACCCAUGGGCCACCGCCCUCUCCAUAGUUGGUCUUGUAAAUGCGCAGUGUCCUAGUGCCCAUCGUCUGUUGCCCCGCCUGCCCCUUCAGCCCUGUGCCGUGGACAUCUGGGCCCACUCAUCACCCAUCCAGGCCCCAGACCAGUGAGGAUGCCGGCGUCUGGCCCCCUCCCACUCAUCGUCCUAGAGUGCUUUGUGUAUAAGGAAGAAUUAGAGUUGUCAUUUUUCUCUUCACUGGAUGUUUAUUUAUAAAGAUUUGACCUGUUCCUACUUCUAUCUAUAUAGUAGCCUUUAGAGUGUUGCCUUGGGAUUCCCAGCGCUGAGGCGGAAGAUGGCCCCACCCUUCUGCCACCUUCGGACUCCCGAGUCUGGAGGCACAGUGUCAGCCCCGCCAGGCUCUGGAGCCAUGCUGUGCCCAAUAAAAGUUCUCGGAUGUGACCAGAA